Molecule: messenger RNA, 978 nt
Organism: Guillardia theta CCMP2712
Lineage: Eukaryota; Cryptophyceae; Pyrenomonadales; Geminigeraceae
Exons: 2
Biological process (GO): protein phosphorylation
Cellular component (GO): cytosol
Molecular function (GO): ATP binding; eukaryotic translation initiation factor 2alpha kinase activity
Source: RefSeq, a predicted model, not a curated record
CGGUACAGGCAGGAAUUCGAGGAAGUGAAGCAGCUGGGGAAGGGCGGGUUCGGGGAGGUUUGGAUGUGUCGGAACCGAUUGGAUGGGCAGUGCUACGCGAUUAAGAAGAUCCAGCUGGACUCUUCCAACGAGACUCUGAACAGGAAGAUGCUGCGGGAGGUGAAGACGCUGUCGGGGUUGCAUCAUCAGAGCAUCGUGAGGUAUUACCAGGCAUGGAUCGAGAGCAGGCAAGGAGAAUGCGGCAUCGAAGAGGACCGCGACAAGCAGUUGCUGGAGGUUCAGGUCUUGUACAUACAGAUGGAGUACUGCGAGAAGACGCUGUCGGAGGUGAUCGCCUACGAGCGGCUCUAUGAGGCCCCUGAGAGGCUCUGGAAUCUCUUCAGGCAGAUUGUGUCCGGCGUCGCCUACAUCCACUCAAAAGGGAUCGUACACCGCGACCUGAAGCCCAAGAACAUCUUCCUCGACUUCAGCGGAGACAUCAAGAUAGGAGACCUCGGCCUUGCGCGUUUCAGUCAGAUCAAGGGAGAGCAUGAGGAUGGGGAGGAGGCGCAUGAGAAUCUUGUGAGCGCGGCCUCAGGCUCACUGGAGGGGGACGACACGUCUGCCAACGUCGGGACGAUGUUGUACCUCGCUCCUGAGGUGAUGGAUAGUGUGUCUUCGGUGUCCGACCAGAGCAAGAGAGACGUGUACGCCUUGGGCAUCAUUCUGUUCGAGAUGUGGUCUGCCUUCGCUACUACCAUGGAGCGGAUCACCAGCAUUGACCGUCUGCGUCGCUUGGAGUCAUUUCCGCAGGGCUUUGAGGCCCAGCAGGUCAAGGCCAACAGGCGGAACGUCUGUCAGCUCAUCCGCUGGCUCAUCAAUGCUGAGCCGACGACUCGUCCAACGGCCCUGCAAGUGCUGGACAGCGAGCUGCUUCCUCGGACUAUGCUGGAGAGCGAGCUACACCAGGUGCUCCCUGCUGCCUCCCUGCCUCCCUGA